AUGGAAGAAACAAGCCCAACACAUCCUGAACCAGGGGAAGGGUCAGGGCUAGGAAAAUCUUCUCGGGCCAUUCAGGCUGGAGCCAUCACUGAGUUCCUGAGGUGGGCCUCACCGCAGCAUGGUAGGUUUGAGAGACAGGAUGGGAUGCCACCACAUGGAGAAGCCCAGUGGCAAGAAAUUCUCAGAACUGUGCAGUCUUCUCAUUCAGGAUGGGCAACUUCUCAAAUGCCAGAGCUGCCUCCAUGGGAUGACUUGUCCACAUUUGAGCAGGUGGCAAAUGCCUGCCAGUGGCCCCGGGGAGAAAGCAUGACCAAAAUUGUGCCAAAUCUUAGUAGAGAAGCACAGCAGGCCUUUAACAGCCUCGAAGCUAGAGAUAGGGGAGAGCAUGGGAAGAUGAAGGUGGCCAUUUUACGGGGGGGCAUUGUAAGCAUGGAGACACACCGCCGGCAAUUCCGCCAAUUCUGCUACCAGGAGACCGAAGGACCCCGUGAAGCGUGCGGCCGUUUGCGGGAACUGUGUCAUCGUUGGUUGGAGCCAGAGAGCAGGACAAAGGAACAGAUCCUGGAGCUCCUCAUCCUGGAGCAGUUCUUGUCCAUCCUGCCCAAGGAAAUCCAAAACCAGGUUCAGGAACGGGGGCCGGAGACCUGUGCCCAAGCUGUGGCCCUGGCAGAGGGUUUUCUGCUCAGGCAGCAAGAAGGGGGGAAGCAGGAGCAACAGGUAAUGGGAGCAACCCAAGCAGGGGGAGCAAAUUGUUCUGAGACUCAGCGGCCUCCAGGCAAUACCAGGUCAAGGCAAAGCUACAAAGAAACCCGGCAGCAGGAUAAUGGGAAUGCCAGCUCUCUGGGUGCCAAGUUUUUGGGAAGAGCUGGACAGUAUUUCCAGUGUCCAGACUGUGGGAAAAGGUUUAGGGGAGAGGAAGAGCUCCGAGCUCAUGGUGGCAUCCACAGGAAGGACAGACCCCAUGCCUGUGCUCAAUGUGGGAAAAGAUUCACCCGUCCAUCAGGCCUAGCCAAACAUCUGAAGACUCAUUCUGGAGAGAAACCCUAUCACUGUGGCCAGUGCCCAAAAAGUUUUAUUCAGAUGUCACACCUCACCAGGCAUCAGAGAAUACACACUGGGGAGAAGCCCCACCCCUGUGCCGAAUGUGGGAAGCGCUUCAACUGCCCAUCAGACCUGGCCAAACACCAGCACAUCCACACUGGAGAGAAACCUUUCCGCUGUUCUGAGUGCGGGGCAAGAUUUAACCAGUUCUCACACCUUACAAGGCAUCAGAGAAUCCACACAGGAGAGAAACCUCAUGCCUGUACUGAAUGUGGGGAAACCUUUAGUCAGCGGGCACAUCUUAUCAGCCACCAGAGAAUUCACACAGGGGAGAGACCCUAUCGUUGCACCUAUUGUCAGAAAUGCUUCAGUCACCUCUCAGCUCUUACAGUUCACAAGAGGAUCCACAUGGGCCAAAGGCCCUACGGCUGUCCUGAAUGUGGGAAGAGGUUCAUUGCUUCAUCUGCUCUAACAAGGCACCAGAGGACCCACUCAGAAGAAAGACCCCAUACCUGUGAUGAAUGUGGCAGGCGAUUCAAUCAGCUCUCUCACCUUCACAGGCACCGACGGACCCACUCAGGUGAGAGGCCCCACAGUUGUGCCGAAUGUGGGAAAAGAUUCAAUCAACUUUCCUCUCUCACCAGGCACCAGAAAAUCCACACAGGAGAAAAGCCGUAUCCCUGUGAUGAGUGUGAGAGGAGGUUCAUUCGGCUGGCUGACCUCAUCAUCCACCAGAGAAUCCACACAGGAGAAAAACCGUAUCGCUGCACGGUCUGUGGGAAGAGGUUCAGGCAGAGACAAACGCUGGUCAAGCAUCAGAGACUUCAUCCUAUAGGAAAUUCAUAA
Molecule: messenger RNA, 1887 nt
Organism: Varanus komodoensis (Komodo dragon)
Lineage: Eukaryota; Metazoa; Chordata; Lepidosauria; Squamata; Varanidae
Product: zinc finger protein 883-like
Exons: 3
Coding region: 1-1887 (628 amino acids)
Cellular component (GO): nucleus
Source: RefSeq, a predicted model, not a curated record